UGUCAUUUGAAGAGAAGUGGAUUUCGUUUUCCUCUUUUACAAUUUCGCAAAAACCAUAAUAGUUUAAAUUCACUGUUUUGCAUAAAAUGCAAAAGGGUAAUAGGGAUAAAGUAUAUAAAGCAACUGCAAUAACAAUGUUAAAGAUAAAUCUAUAGUCUAGAAAAUUAAAAUAUUUUUUUCCUAGAAAGAUAGUGAACAAAAAUGAGCCAGAAGAAAUCUCAAUCAACCAUCUACAGAGAAAAAGGGAACAAGUAUUACUUGUCUUCUCAGUGUGAAGGAAUAAGUCCUUGUCUUCAACUUUCACGUUUAAAAGAUUCUCUCCUGUGGUACGAAAAAGCAAAACAUGCAAGCAGCAAACAAGACGAAAGAAGUUCAGCUGCCAAAAACAUUGCAGUGGCUUCAAAAAGAAUAGGUGUGUUUAUGAGUGAAAGAAAUAACUCGGUGAGAGAAAGGCAUUAUUAUUUUAAGGAAGCGUUGUCAAAUUUUGAUCUAUCUUAUCGUUUUGGUCAGAACAAGGAUCCCGAGUGGAUUAAUAAGCUAUUGGUAAGCUAUCGAGAAACACUCCAGCAAGCGAUCGAUGAUAUUAGCCUGCUGGAGUUUGAACAAAAAAUGCUGGCUUUGAGAGAUUACGCCGAGUGUAUUUUGAAUGCUUCUCAUAUACACAGUGAGUUGCUGUUGGAGAUUGCUAGCAUGAGAUUUCAUUAUGGCAUCUCAAGUUUUAAUAAAAAGGAUUACAAGACAUGCUUGUAUCAGAUGCAAGAGUGUUACAGACCUAUCGAAGAAGCUCGUAGACAUGGACGAAAUCAUACCUACGUAAUCGUGGAAGCUAAUGUUAUGGAGCAAGACAUUUUUCUGAAUACUUGUGUGGCAGAAUCUGCACAAGUCAGGUUAAAAGCCGACGAUGUACUGCACAGUCUGUUGAUGGACGAAGAAAAUCUAAGCAUGGAUAUGGUAUGGAAGGUUGUUGAUCUUUACAAAGAAGCAAUUAUCCUUACUAGAGAAAAGGAUGUGGAAAUGGAGGCGAUAGCUCUCAGCCGGCUUGGCAAUGUUUAUGAUAAAAUACUUAAGGACAAGUUAAAAGCAAAAGCAUAUUUUCGCAGAUCAAUCCAGCUAGCACUAUCUCUGCAUCCAAGAAUAUUUGAUGCUGAAGACUGGUACAAAGACUGUCAUAACGUUUUAGAAAGAUAUCAACAAGAAGUAGUGAAACAAGAAGCAGACGAGUGGAAUAAUGACAGAAAGUCAUACGUAGAAGAACUCAAAGACACAAUUAGGGAAGUCGAGAAAAUAAAAGAAAGAGGCGAUGAACCGUUUUUAAAGCAUAUAUACCGCCACCAUCCGCCUCUCGGUAGAAACUGCACCUUAGGAGAGUUUCCAUGUCGGGGAUCAGAUAUGUUUCGUACAGAGAUGAAGCAGUUGUUUCGGACUGCAGUUAUUCAUUACCAUCCCGAUAGAGUGGACGCAAAAAAAGAAGGUAAAAAGAUUAAAGUUCUUAUGGAGGAGAUUCACAAACUGCUGACACAGCGCUAUGAAUCCUACAAAUAAUACCAUGCACGAUUCACAAUCACGUUGUGUAGCUUGUCACAUUUUCAAACGAGCAAUAUUUGCUAGUGGAAAACUUAUAAUUUUCACUCCUGUAUUAAUUUUAAGUAGUAUAUAGUGUAUAAUGUUUAGUAGUCUCAAAUGUCUGAGUAAAUAUUGAAGAUGUCUAUUGUAGCAAAGCUGCUUUUAUUAUUUUUAUGUUUUAUUAUGUUUUUUCUUUUGGAGAUUUAAGAUUUAAAAACAUGGUAUGCAGUUAUGUUAAUUUGAUAUAAAAUUGUUCGUUUUUUCGUUGUAUAUAUUCCAAGUUAUGACUUUUUUUGCCACGGGUGGUUGCUUUAAGGGCAGAAACUUUUUGAUGCAAAAUUCCGCCUAUUUUUGACCUCGCAAAACUUUCUGUCCGUAAAGUAGUAUGUGUUCGUCAAAAAAUCAAUUUUAGCAUUAAUCAAUGUUUCAGCUUUGUCAAUUCUAACUCCAAUGUGACAAAAGGAAUGAAUGCGUGUUCUAUCUUCCAAUAGAAAUUAGUUGCUAUAGAAGUGACGUUGAAUUUAUAUAUUAUAUAGUGAUGUUACUUUGGAAAAUGACGCAUGUUAUAAUUGAUGUUAUUAGUUUUGUUUUGUUUUAACUGUAGUUAUAUUGCACGGUAGAUUAAAGUUUAAAUCAAACGCUGCAAAAAAGCUACAACUGAGCUAUUUGAACACGUUUUCUUCGUUCCUUAAGUUAUGUGAAUUUCAACAUUCAAUAAUUCGUAUAAAAAUGUUUAUGAUUUAAACAUAUUUUUGAAUUACUCGAAAUGUGCCAUGUAUGUGUUUAUCUUUGCCAAGUUCUUCGUUUUGUGUUCGCUGACGCUUAAUUUUGUGCGUACAUUCUCUUAUUACAGCCAAGCCAAGUCUACCGAGCUCAAAAACGGUGUACAGUGUCAUAUUGUAAUGUAAUCUUUUAUUUCAGUUGCGAUAUGUGUAAGCACCCUCUUCCUUAACUGUAUAAAAUUAUUUUUCUAUUGAAAAUGUAUAAAAAGAGAUUCUGUUUA
Hydractinia symbiolongicarpus is the source of this 2566-nucleotide messenger RNA. RefSeq lists its product as uncharacterized. The record is from RefSeq and is a predicted model, not a curated record. The transcript is spliced from 3 exons. Lineage: Eukaryota; Metazoa; Cnidaria; Hydrozoa; Anthoathecata; Hydractiniidae. Bases 202 to 1542 code for a protein of 446 amino acids.